Molecule: messenger RNA, 914 nt
Organism: Protobothrops mucrosquamatus (brown spotted pit viper)
Lineage: Eukaryota; Metazoa; Chordata; Lepidosauria; Squamata; Viperidae
Gene: COMMD5
Product: COMM domain containing 5
Exons: 7
Coding region: 112-798 (228 amino acids)
Cellular component (GO): nucleus
Source: RefSeq, a predicted model, not a curated record
AGGGGUCACGUGAGCGAUCCGCCUUUGAUCGCUUUUGCAGCGCUUUGCAAAAAAAAAAAAACCCACCUUCCUCGCCUGCCUUGCCCUUAAUUCGCAGGACGCGGAGCUGCCAUGACAGCGGCGGGGAAGGGGGUGUCGCCCCCUUACCUGCCCCCGGGGCUUGCCGGCGAAAGCAGCGUGAACAGGGCCAGUUUUCUGGGGCCUCGCAUACCCCCCCAGGUGGAAGCCAUGGCGAAGAGUCUGCAAGAGCUAGAAAAGGAGAUUUUCCGGAAACUCCUAAAAGCCACCGUCAGCGCCUUGGAAGGAAAGGAGUGCCAGGCCUCGGUAAAGAUGGUUGCCGAAAGUGCCAAUCUGUCAGAUGGGCAGUUGGCGGUCCUCCUAUCUGGCAUGUACGCUCUGCUCCGCGAAGCUUUGAGGCUCCCUCCAUCUUCUCUCAAGCAAGAAGUAUUUAAAGAAGAUUUGAAAUCGCUCAGGAUACCAGAGGAGUUCAUAGCUGAUUUUGCAACGGUGGUCUUCGGGAACAGACGCCCCCUUCUUGAAGCUGCUCUCCAGAAACAGGGGAACCGGCUGCCCGGAAUCGACGACUUCAAGUGGAGAGUUGAUGUCACCAUUUCAACCAGCUCUCUGGCCCGUGCUCUGCAGCCCUCCAUCCUAAUGCAGCUGAAGCUCUCUGAUGGAUCCGCUCAUCGCUUUGAAGUCCCAGUGGCCAAAUUCCAAGAAUUAAGGUACAACAUUGCUCUCAUCUUAAAGGAGAUGAACGACUUGGAGAAAAGAAGCAUUUUGAAGAUACAGGACUGAGCGUUUAAGAAAAAAAAAAAGUUUUCAACAUAGGAAGAGUUGCACUCAGCGGCACAGAAAACACAAGGACACCUUUUUGUGAUUACGUGUGUGGUUAUACAAUCUUACAGAAGCUG